GCCGACCGACAUCCGGUGUUUCUGUCUUUCGUGCAUGGCCCGACUUCUAGGGAGCACACGUGUGAUUAUUUUGUUCAUUUGAACGAUUUAGAAAUCAAUUCCUCACCAUGGACAAGCCCGUCGUUUUGGCCCGUGUGAUGAAAGUUCUGGGUAGAACUGGCUCCCAGGGGCAGUGCACACAGGUGAAAGUAGAAUUCAUCGGAGAACAGAACCGACAGAUCAUCAGAAACGUGAAGGGACCUGUCCGCGAAGGAGAUAUUUUAACCCUCCUGGAAUCUGAACGUGAAGCUAGGAGAUUAAGAUAGAUCUAAGGAAUGUUCACUGGCAAGAUGGAAUGUUGACUGCUCUACCUCCUCCAACCAAGAUCUUAGCCCUGGAUAAAAUGGUUAAUAAAUUAUCUUGAACAGUGA
Molecule: messenger RNA, 410 nt
Organism: Frankliniella occidentalis (western flower thrips)
Lineage: Eukaryota; Metazoa; Arthropoda; Insecta; Thysanoptera; Thripidae
Gene: RpS28b
Product: 40S ribosomal protein S28
Exons: 2
Coding region: 108-305 (65 amino acids)
Biological process (GO): ribosomal small subunit assembly; maturation of SSU-rRNA; translation
Cellular component (GO): cytosolic small ribosomal subunit; ribosome
Molecular function (GO): structural constituent of ribosome
Source: RefSeq, a predicted model, not a curated record